This is a messenger RNA of Prunus armeniaca (apricot), 285 nucleotides long. The record is from the annotation of a GenBank genome assembly. NCBI's taxonomy places the organism in Eukaryota, Viridiplantae, Streptophyta, Magnoliopsida, Rosales, Rosaceae.
AUGCAAGUCGACUUUAAGCCAUUCCCCCCGCCUGUCAUCAACAUGGUCAACGCUCAGUUCCGGGCCGAAUACAGGGAAGUUCGUCGGCCUGCAAAAGGAAAGGAGCCGUUGGCCGAACCAAAGCCGGUACCAUGCAGUCAGUGCAAUUCUGAGAUCGGUCAGCCCAGACCAUCGAAAAACAAGAGGAAGGCCAUCGAGCCGUCUCGACCGGCUAUGAAGAAAUUCGACGGCCAGUACAACCGUCGACCAGCGAGAAGAGCUGUUUUCGACCGACUAGGGGCAUGA